AUGACGGUCAUGUUAGAUGACAAGAGUGUCUUGAUGACCGACUCGAGCUGUUACCUUAUUGUCCAGACAUUCAAAAUGAUGGGAAACAUUGUUGUUAGAUUUUCUGCGGUUCAGUGCUUAAGAAACUUGAUCAACGCUGACGCGAAGUUCUUUGAAGUCUUCAAGAAGAAUGGUGGAUGUGAUGCGCUUCUUGAUGUUUGUCUUGGGAAAGAUGAGAGACAAGAGAAUCAAGAGCAACCUGAUAAACGUGUUCGUUACGAGUCGACUCGCAUUUUAGUUUCUAUCUUAAAGACCGACAAAGACAGAUUGAAUGAUUUUGCAAGAACAGAUGAGGUCUAUAAGUGUCUUCUUGAGAAUUUGAAAACAGACUUUGCGCUCCUCAUCAAGGAAGUGAUGACCCUCAUUAUCCAAUUUAUGGAUUGGGGAUUUUCGAUUCCAAAUGAAGUCCUUGUCGAAAUUCGAGCAGUGGUGAAGGACAAGCUCGAGACUCUUUUGAAAUCCCCUGCCGAAAACCAGACUAUGAACAAAGACGUUUUGGACGUCUUUGAGAAAUUCUUGAACCACUAA
Molecule: messenger RNA, 567 nt
Organism: Entamoeba invadens IP1
Lineage: Eukaryota; Evosea; Mastigamoebida; Endamoebidae
Exons: 1
Coding region: 1-567 (188 amino acids)
Biological process (GO): positive regulation of GTPase activity
Cellular component (GO): cytosol
Molecular function (GO): guanyl-nucleotide exchange factor activity
Source: RefSeq, a predicted model, not a curated record